Messenger RNA from Sebastes umbrosus (honeycomb rockfish), 1449 nucleotides. RefSeq names its product GABA(A) receptor-associated protein a (gene gabarapa). The coding region runs from base 158 to 526 and encodes 122 amino acids. Gene Ontology annotation, molecular function: ubiquitin protein ligase binding; GABA receptor binding. Lineage: Eukaryota; Metazoa; Chordata; Actinopteri; Perciformes; Sebastidae. The transcript has 4 exons. Gene Ontology annotation, cellular component: autophagosome; autophagosome membrane; cytosol. Gene Ontology annotation, biological process: cellular response to nitrogen starvation; autophagosome assembly; macroautophagy. The record is from RefSeq and is a predicted model, not a curated record.
UCGCACUAAGGAAAACAGCUGUGUUGAAGCUAACAGCUAAAGUUAGCAUCGUGUUGUUGUUGUUGCGUGUGUGUCAGCGGAUUUGAGCUUCUUACUUUGAGCAAUAUCGUUCAACCUCGGAGUGACCGACUUGUCGUCUGUCAUCUCUUCAUUAAAGAUGAAGUUUCAGUACAAAGAAGAGCAUCCUUUUGAGAAGAGGCGGUCUGAAGGCGAGAAGAUUAGGAAGAAGUAUCCGGACAGGGUGCCUGUAAUUGUGGAGAAAGCUCCCAAAGCCAGAAUAGGAGAUCUGGACAAGAAGAAAUACCUUGUCCCCUCCGACCUGACAGUGGGCCAGUUUUACUUCCUCAUCCGGAAAAGAAUCCACUUGCGAGCUGAGGAUGCACUCUUCUUCUUUGUAAACAACGUCAUUCCACCCACCUCAGCUACCAUGGGACUGUUGUACCAGGAGCAUCACGAAGAGGACUUUUUCCUCUACAUUGCCUACAGUGAUGAGAGCGUGUACGGCAGCAGCCAAAGGGAAAUCUGAUCCCGCUACCAUCCCCCCCUUCCAACCACUACCCACCUUUCUGAGAACUCCACCAUUCAUUCAUUUAAAUAUUAAAUCCAACUCAGCAGCCUAGAGUUCCCAGAGUAAAUAUGUCAAAUGCACUUUCACCACCCAUGCAUUACCCCCUCUCCCAUCCAUUUAUGUCUUUAUUAUUCUGCAGUCUGAAUUGUAUUUGCCUCUAUUUUUCUUUUCAGUAGCGACUCGAGUUAAGUGGCCAGUUAUUUUUCUAGUGUCGUAAUUGAUCAUACUUUACUGAAAAAAAACUGAGAAAGAAUAACGAAAUAAUGUUUGAACUAGGCCGUAAAUAUAGUUACCCCAGGGUUAAGGGAAGAAAGGCAGAGUAUGUGGGUUCAAAUCAGCUCUUAUUGACAAUGAAGAUAGAUUAUUGUUUGUCCACUCUGUUGGCUUACAGGUAUAUUAAGUGUGUUUUGAGUUUAGGUGAGGGAAUUGAUAGUCGAAGGUAGGCUAUUUUGUCUCUGGCAGAGUAAAGGAUAACUGUUUUGCAGCAGUUCUUUUCCUAGUAAAAACUGCAGUGUGAAGGUGAUUUUUUUUUAUUAAAAAUUCACCAACCACUGAAGUCUGUGAAUGAGAAUUGAGUGGGCUGCCCCACAUUUGGCCUUAGCAAGGAGUCUAAUAGAAUUCAGACUAAACAAUCAUCCUCUGCUUUCAGUGGUGAGACUAUUAUGUUGACUGCUACUAUGAUUACUGUUGUUGUUAUUGUUAAUUUUAGAUGGCUUAAUUUCUAAAAGGUAUUGUAAAGCUGAGUGCAAUUUUCUCUUUUUUUUUUAAGUUUGUCUCCUUUUUUUAAAAAAGAAAAAAGAUUUGAACUCUGUAUACAGCUGCAUUACUGGCUCUUUCUCUCCACUCAUGACCAUACAUGAUAAAAUGUGAUUAAAAAGCUA